This is a messenger RNA of Labrus mixtus (cuckoo wrasse), 1820 nucleotides long. It is a transcript of the gene pop4, whose product is annotated as POP4 homolog, ribonuclease P/MRP subunit. The record is from RefSeq and is a predicted model, not a curated record. Gene Ontology annotation, molecular function: ribonuclease P RNA binding. NCBI's taxonomy places the organism in Eukaryota, Metazoa, Chordata, Actinopteri, Labriformes, Labridae. The transcript has 7 exons. Gene Ontology annotation, cellular component: ribonuclease MRP complex; ribonuclease P complex. The coding region runs from base 146 to 817 and encodes 223 amino acids. Gene Ontology annotation, biological process: tRNA 5'-leader removal; rRNA processing.
AGAAGAAGAAGAAGAAGUAAAGAGGAAGUAGUAUCUUGUGUUGUUCUGAAAACACGCUGCCUGAAUUAACUUUCCCCCUUUUCUUGGGCCAAGAGAGGAUUUUGAGUUUUGUAAGGUUUCUCAGGGGAAGUCCUCAAACGUGUCGAUGGAGGAGGCGCUCAUUCAAACCACGAUUCCUCCAGGCCUGGGGAAGAUCCUCGGUGUUCAGUCGAAGACCAAAUCUAAAGCGGAGGCCUUCACCCGGGCGUUCGUGAAGAACAGCAUCCAGCAGCCAACGCGACUCGACCCGAAGAGCAUGAUGAGUCACAAGGCUGUCAAUCUGAGCUACGCCAGGAUCAAGCAGGACAAGUCCAAGAGGAGCCGCAAGAAAGCCAAAGGACUGAACGCCCGGCAGAAGAGAGCCAUGAAGGUCUUCCAGAUCAAACCCGAGAACCAGAGAUACGAGCUGUUCCUGCCUCUGCAUGAGCUCUGGAGGAAGUACAUCAUUGAUCUGUGCGGGGGGGCGAAUCGCCUUAGCAAUCCUCAGUGUCUGCAGCAGAAGCUCGUGAAGGCAGACUUCCACGGUGCCAUCAUCUCCGUGGUCCGCUCUAAAUGUCCUUCGUAUGUGGGGAUGACGGGGAUUCUAGUUCAAGAAUUCAAACACGUUUUUAAAAUAAUCACCAAAGAAGACAAACUGAAAGUGAUCCCGAAGAGGAACAGCGUGUUUGAAAUGGAGAUCAACGGCCUCGUCUCCCACAUCUAUGGAAACCCACUCGAGCAGCGCUCCAGCGAACGCUCCGUCAAGAAAUUCAAAGUUAAAAGAACCAUCGACUUGUGAGGUCACCAGAGGUCACUGCAGUGUGCCUCUAAAGAGAGACGUUACAUAACUGACCGCCCUACAUGACAGUCAGAAGGAAGUGUUAUGAAACAGUUGAGUUGAGUUACACAUCGUUUUGAUUCCUUUGUUGCCUUCAUUCUCUCGAACAGUUUUACAGACGUGUUUCUGUGUGUUCAGGGAACUGUCCUGUACCAGCGCAGUGGGCUGAUUGUAAAUUAAAAAAAACUAAAAUGUUUAAGGCAGAGCUGCAGGGUGUGAACACAACAUUCAAACUUGGCCCCGCCUCCUGAGCUCAUCGCCAUCAGAAGCGCACACUCACUGCAGGGCGCAGCGUGAGCGUAACUGCUGGUGGCCUACACAAGCUAACCGCCGGUGAUGGGUCACCUGCCAACAGGAAGCAACACCUUUGUUUAAGAAUGAGCUUUAUCUGCUCGGCGUUUCGCCUCAUUAGGAUUCUAUUUUCCACUUCUUUGCCGCUACGUCAAGAAACGUCAUUUACGCCCGUUUGAUUCGUGUCCAAACGCUGGACUGUAUCUACUCCUGAGCUCACCUGUGCUCUGUCAUUGGCUGGAGGAAACACACCAGCCCCAGUCAGAGGAGUCUGUGCAGACACAAUCACAACCAAGUGAUGAUUGAGCAGCUUUACCUUUGAAUAAAUCUUUAUUUUAUUUUUUAGGAGUAAACUACUGACUCUACCUUUAAAGUGUGUGAAGGACUUCUUUACUUCUGUUGAAUUGUUUCUUCACACUUCUUCACGACAACUCAUUGCGCCAACAACAGUCUCUUCCUUUGUUGUUGGCGCUGAGGAAGCAAAGUAAACUGACCUGCAUGUUUCUAAAUUGACAUUGAGUCACAUUUAUUUGGAAGAACUUUUCACAUUUCAAUUGGUGUGUUUCAUUUUUGUCCCUUUUUAAUGACUAAUUAUCGCUUAUUAGAUUUCCCGCAGCACUAAGUUUCUUAACUCUUGUUAUGAUCAUCAAUAAACCUGUUAUUAGUCCCUGAA